Molecule: messenger RNA, 660 nt
Organism: Mycena indigotica
Lineage: Eukaryota; Fungi; Basidiomycota; Agaricomycetes; Agaricales; Mycenaceae
Product: Vacuolar protein sorting-associated protein 60
Exons: 6
Coding region: 19-660 (213 amino acids)
Biological process (GO): vesicle budding from membrane; late endosome to vacuole transport via multivesicular body sorting pathway
Cellular component (GO): multivesicular body
Source: RefSeq, a predicted model, not a curated record
UUGCUCUUGACUCUGACCAUGAAUCGCAUCUUUGGAACGUCUGCAAGCAAGAAACCUAAGCCGAGUCUUCAAGAUGCCAUUGCUGCCACGGACACUCGGAUAGCUUCCAUCGAAGUUAAGAUUAAGAAACUCGAUGCUGAGCUGGGGAAAUAUAAAGAGCAGAUGGCUAAGUUACGAAAUGGGCCGGGGAAGAACGCGAUUCAACAACGGGCGCUGCGGACGCUGAAACAGAAGAAGCUGUACGAAGGACAACUAGCCCAGCUUGCGCAACAGACUUUCAAUAUGGAGAGUGCCGCACUCACAACAGAGAACCUCCGCAAUACGAUGGCGACUUUCGAUGCGAUGCAGGUUGCCAACAAGGAAAUGAGGAAACAAUACGGCAAAAUCGAUAUUGACAAGAUUGAGAACAUGCACUAUGAUAUGGAAGAGCUACUUGAACAGAGUAAUGAGAUCUCAGAGAUAAUGGGGCGUUCGUACGCCGUACCUGAUGAGUUAGACGAAGCGGAUUUGGAAGCGGAAUUGGACGCGCUACAACUGGAAGAAGAGGAAGAAGGCACAUCUUACUUGUCUGACCUGAACAAGGUCCCCGAUUUUGUUGACGAGCCACCAGUAGAAGUCAGCGAGACCCCAGCACCAGAAGCAGUCAAGACCACUUGGUAA